CUAUGAUUUCUCCAUACUUGCCGAAGUAACUGUUGAAUGUCUCUGGAACCAAGUCAUCAAAUUCUGAAUGAGGACAAAGAAGGAAAAAAAAACACAUAUACAUCCACAAUGGCAGGAAAAAAUGCCAUUAUGAUUCCUGAGGAGAAUGUAGAAUUAUCUUUCAGAUACCAACUUCUAAAUAUCCCUUUCCAUCUAAUAUUAAUGAUAUAUAUUGAGGCAGGCAAGCAGGCAGCCAUGUUAACAACUAAAUUAUGUACAGUAUUCAUGGUUAUUUAUUUGGGUUACUCAUGGCAGCUGAUAAGAGUUUGCUACAUGCACAAUAUCCAUGGUGGGACUUCAUGAAAAAAAACAAUACUUUCAUUGAUUAAAUAAGAGCGUACAAACCACUUCAUCCCUCUCUCACAUCUAGAGAAAAGAAAUUUGCCUUCAAACGCCAAGGAAAAUAAUAUGGAAAAUGAAUAAUCCUAUGAACAAUUUUCUCGCCAUAAAGGUGGAGUAAAAUCUCUUGGAAAAGCACAAAAAUGUGGGGAAACAACCCAUUUUCACGUGUCAAUCUCAUAACUACUCGCUUAAAUUGUAUAAUUCUAACAGCAACAUGCACAUGCCAUCACCAUCACCAAUGUUACCACCACCUCUACUAAGCCACCACUACCAUCAUCAUCCCACCAUCGUUACCAUCAUCAUCCCACCAUCGUUACCAUCACCACC
This is a messenger RNA of Ilex paraguariensis (yerba mate), 708 nucleotides long. The record is from the annotation of a GenBank genome assembly. Lineage: Eukaryota; Viridiplantae; Streptophyta; Magnoliopsida; Aquifoliales; Aquifoliaceae.